Molecule: messenger RNA, 877 nt
Organism: Peromyscus maniculatus bairdii (prairie deer mouse)
Lineage: Eukaryota; Metazoa; Chordata; Mammalia; Rodentia; Cricetidae
Gene: Cfap126
Product: cilia and flagella associated protein 126
Biological process (GO): cilium organization
Cellular component (GO): ciliary basal body
Source: RefSeq, a predicted model, not a curated record
GCAGUGUGAGCCACGGAAGGUAGGCCACCCCUGCUGAUUGGGAGGAACUCCUGAUUGGGAGGAACUCCCAGAAGGCCGCUCUUCUCAGUUGCCAGGCAACAAGUGUAAACAGGACAGGAUCAUGGCCACUAACUACAGUGCCAACCAGUAUGAAAAAGCGUUCUCACCCAAGUACCUGCAGAACUGGUCUCCUGCCAAGCCAACAAAAGAGACAAUCACUACCCAUGAAGGCUACACUCAGAUUAUUGCCAACGAUCGAGGUCAUCUCCUGCCUUCAGUGCCCCGUUCCAAGGCAAGUCCUUGGGGUUCCUUCAUGGGCACCUGGCAAAUGCCCCUGAAGGUACCACCUGCUCGGGUGACCCUGACCUCCCGCACAACGGAUGCUGCUGCCUCUCUCACCAAGUGGAUAAAGAAGAAUCCCGAUCUACUCAAUGCCUCUAAUGGGCUGCGUCCUGAAAUCUUAGGCAAGCCCCAUAACCCUGACUGUCAGAAGAAACAGAAGAAAUCUGUCACAAAGACUGUACAGCAAGCAGCAAAUCCGACCAUAAUUCCCAGCUCCCCGACCAUUGACGGUGAUGACGCAGAUGAAACUCAGAGCUCACACCCCUCUGCAGGUCACACACCAGGCCCCCAAACUCCCAUUAACUCUCCCAAGAGCCCACCUGCAAGCCCGUGUUAGAAUACCAAGCAGGUAGGUCCUGGUCUAGCCGAGAUCGACAUGCAAUGCUGCAAAUCUGCAGGGGAGGAGGCUGAGAUGACAUUUUAGGGACUGACUGAAAUAAGUAAGACCUCCUGUAUUCAGAAACGGGGAGCAGAGAAACGAUGGGCCAGGAGUAAUGGCAAAUUUGGGUGAAUAAACAUUGUUUGUUGAAUCUUG